AUGGCCGGCAGCCAGGACCAGGUUGCUUUCGUGGAACAUCAGGAGGAGUUUGACGCAAUACUGGGCCCCGAUCCACACGUUUCAAUACUCGCAGACGAGAGUUCUGCAGGAUUUCCUCUCUAUCAUGAAGCCUGCGUUUAUCAUGCACCGACACGCAGCAUCUUCGUGACCUCAAACCAGAUUCCAAAUCCUCCCAACCAACAAAACCUAGCAACAGGAGAUAAACAUAUCAAGCUCUCCCGAGUUUAUGAUACGUAUCAAAGAUCUCCCACGGAAUCAAAUGUCGCCAAAAUCGAAGACAUCACCUUUCCACGAAUCGACGGUGCUAUGCUGAAUGGCGGUGUGAAUUCCGCUGAUGGCAUCCUCUUUUGUGCUCAAGGAUCAAAAGACCCGAGUGAUCCGUCAGGUAUCAUCAAAGUCGCGGUUCCAUCCGAGGGCAGCAGUGUCACUACAUCAGAGAUCGUGAUCGGGUCUUUCCACGGGAUUCCAUUUAAUUCAGUCAACGACGUGGUCGUCCAUUCACUAGACUCCUCCAUCUGGUUUACAGAUCCUCAGUACGGCUUCCACCAGGGCAUCAGACCUCAACCGCAGCUCCCUAACCAAGUCUACCGUUAUGACCCUCGUAACGGAUCGAUUCGUGCUGUCGCAGACGGCUUCGUACGGCCAAACGGUCUCUGCUUCUCGCCUGGCCUCGACACACUCUAUGUGACAGAUACAGGUGCAAUCCAUGGCUCACCAUCAGUGCCAAAUGAUCCGGCAGGACCCUCGCAUAUCUACGCAUUUGAUAUUGUCUACCCUAAAGGGCGGACCGAGCCGAUGUUGGUAAACCGGCCGCCUGACGGAAUCAAAUGCGACACCCGGGGCAAUGUCUACGCUGGAUGCGGGGAUGGGAUUGAAGUAUGGAAUCCUAGCGGUGUGCUUAUCGGCACGAUUAAAAUUGCUGGUGGUGUCGCGAAUUUCUGCUUCGGUGAGAAUGGAGUCAUAUAUGCUUGCAAUGAGACCAGAUUGCUCAGAAUACAUUUGGGCGGGGAAGGUGCCAAGGGGGCUCUUUUAGGUAUCUGA
Molecule: messenger RNA, 1062 nt
Organism: Aspergillus novofumigatus IBT 16806
Lineage: Eukaryota; Fungi; Ascomycota; Eurotiomycetes; Eurotiales; Aspergillaceae
Product: SMP-30/gluconolactonase/LRE family protein
Exons: 2
Coding region: 1-1062 (353 amino acids)
Source: RefSeq, a predicted model, not a curated record